Messenger RNA from Pieris macdunnoughi, 3330 nucleotides. NCBI's taxonomy places the organism in Eukaryota, Metazoa, Arthropoda, Insecta, Lepidoptera, Pieridae. The record is from the annotation of a GenBank genome assembly.
AUGGAUGGCAUGAGAUCGUGCUCAAAUUACGAGGCCGGUUUUGACGCGUGUGAUCCGUUGGAUUCAGUUUUCGAGUGGUCUAGGAGAGGGCCGGCAAAGGUGUUGCGGCGGCGUUGCCGCAGCGAGGGCAUCGAUCGUUCUCCUUACGAGGAUGCAGCGCGCGAGUGCUCGCGCUCUGCAGACUUCGCAAAUCGCCAUCGCGUCCUUCCUAAUAAAAGUCAUUUCACUUUAAACAACAGCCACGAACAUCGUCAGCACAGAUUCACUUACGAGUGUUCUUUACCUUCUGCUCAAAACGGAGAUUUCAUAAUGGCUCACGAUUAUAAUCGUCAUGGGUAUCAACAAGGAAGAUCAAAGUAUCACAGAUCAAGUCCAACAAGACCUAUAGUAGUGACCACACUCUCUAACUCAAAAGUUGAUGACCGUUUACCUAAAGUUGAAGAGUUGCUAGAGAAAGUUGAUCAUGAAAUGAUGGAUGUUACAUCAAAACAGCCACUAAAAUCCAUACUCAAUAAUUCAUUGCCAAAAUCACCUCCCCAUAGUAUUUUAAAGAAGCCAAAAACUAAAAUGUAUCAGGACAAUAAAACUGAAGGGAGAAGACGACAAAGAGCCUCUAGUGAAUCUGAUAACUUUUACUGUAGUUUUCAUAUAAGUUCACCAAUGGCUGGCUAUGACAGUCAAUUGUCAUACUUAUCAAAUAAUAUGAAAAGAGCAAAAGAUAACUCGGGAACUGGAUACUCAUAUGGUUCUGCUGUGGCCGCACUUAGCUCAGUACCUACAAACAAAGGUUUAAAUUUUAGCAAAGCUAGCAAGUGCUCCUGCAAGGACCAUGUUAUAGUAACUCCAAAGGAUGAUGUGUUCAAAAUGCAUCUGUUACGGACUACAGCCAUUAACAAUGAUACAGUAGAUGAUUUACCCCUUGUGCCAAUUCCACGUCAGGAUACGCCAACGAGACCGGCAGUCAGCCCCGCAUUACCUGUUAGUUCAGUGACGGCGAUACCAGAAAAGAAAUUGGUAAAAACCAAGAAAAAAACAAAGACGAAAAAGAUGCGAUCCAAUAGUAAAGUGGACUGUAAUAUUAUUGAAGGGGAGGGUGAAGAUUCUCACAGCCGAUCGCCUUCCCCGGACCCAAUAACUGAAUCAUGGCGGAUGGAGACAGAUACAACGAAUAUAGAAAAGGUUGAAAAGCCUCCGAGGACUCGGUCCCCUGCUCAUUUAGAACAAAAUUCAGUCACUAAGAUCACAAACAAACUUAAUGGUACUGUUAUGUCGCCGAAGAAAGUAUUGUCUAAAGAAAAGACAAGCCAAGAUACGUUCUUAACGGCUUUACACACGACGAAUCCUUUCAAAUCACUACCCACUCGUAAAGAAUCGCCGCUUAAUGUAACCGAAUCGCUAGGAAACUGUCUUCGACCAUCCCUAUUCCCAAGAGUGCCACCAUACUUGAAGUUCGUAGGCCACGAGGACACAAUACCACUUAAAGUGCCGCCAGCUAUACAGAAACAUCUCAAAUGGAAGCUCACGACAAUAACGCCUAUAGUUGUCAAGAAGACCCUGGUUAAUUCUGGAUUUAGACUGGUCAAGAGUGAGUGUGAUACGUCGGAGUGUCCUCAAGAAGAAACGGUAGAGUGGAUAGGUAUUUGGGGUAAACACAUGAAAUCCUUAAUGUUCAGAGCCAUCAAAGACGGCCAGAAGAUGAAUCAUUUUCCUGGCACCUUUCAAAUUGGCAGAAAAGACAGAUUAUGGAGAAAUUUACAGAAAUUAUGCAAUAGGUUUGGCGUAAAUGAAUUCGGUAUAAUGCCUAAGACAUAUGUGUUGCCUCACGAUUUGAAGCUACUCAAACACGACUGGGAGAAAUAUGCUGCUAAUAAUGAGAGGUGGAUUAUAAAACCGCCGGCGUCAGCUCGCGGCACUGGUAUAAAGGUGGUAUCGCGUUGGGCCCAAAUACCGAAAAAGCGUCCCGUUGUGGUACAGCGAUAUGUGUCCAAGCCAUACCUAAUCAAUGGUAGCAAGUUCGAUUUACGGUUAUACGUCCUUGUAACAUCCGUCCACCCACUACGGAUAUAUUUGUAUAAGGACGGCCUAGCGAGGUUCGCUUCAGUUAAAUACAAUUCAGAAUUAACGUCACUAAAUGACAGGUAUAUGCAUUUGACGAACUACUCAAUAAACAGAUUGUCAAAGCACUACACGCCCAAUGAAGACUUUGCCGCGUGCGAGGGACAUAAGUGGACACUACAAACCCUCUUCCAAUAUCUAAAGACUGACAAGGACGUAGACACAGAUGCACUAUGGGCGUCCAUUAAAGACCUGGUGAUCAAGACAAUAAUAUCCGGAGAAGGCAGCAUCAGCUCAUUGACGAAGGCCAAUAUUACUUCGAGAUAUAACUGUUAUGAACUAUUUGGGAUUGAUGUCCUGCUUGAUGAGGAUCUCAAGCCUUGGUUGUUGGAGGUGAACAUUUCGCCCAGUUUGCACAGCGCAUCGCCUUUAGAUAUUCACGUAAAGGGUCCGCUGGUCUCCACAGUGCUCAAUAUAGCUCAGUUCCAAGUACCUAUUAAGACAAAUAUCGAGAUGCUUUCAAAGGAUAAACCACAUAAAAUGGUUGGUGUGCCAUACGACAGCAGGUUGUACACAGUAUAUCUAUCAAAGGAAGAAAGAGAUAAACACAUUAUAUAUACAAACAUGGAAGAACGGGAUAUGUACCUUCGAGACAUUCUCUCAACUUUGACGCCGGACGACGUACGUCAUCUCAUACAAGCCGAAGACGAGUUAACGCAAAGCGGGGAUAUGGAGCGUGUGUUCCCGAACAAAAACACACACAAGUACCUAGGGUUCCUAGCUGGACCUAGGUAUUACAACCGCCUAUUUGACGCUUGGGAAUCGCGGUAUGGGGAUAAGAGAGACUCGGGCAUCGAGCUCCUCCGUAACCUGUGCGACAUAGGUUAUCACCUAGAAGUGCCUCCAGUGCCUCUUAAGUGGCCGGCGGCUGAGCUGAGCGCGUUGGAUUGCAGAAUGAUGUCGAUGCGCCGUCUCCCGCGCCCUCCGAGCGGCCUUCAGUUCCGUCCGUUCCGUCGGGGCGCGGCUCCGCAGCAAUGCUCCCGUCAGUGUCCUCGACCACAGUUCCGGCAGUCCCUGCAGUUCCGGCGGUCUGUUCAAUUCCGUCAGCGUCAGUCCCGGCGCACACCAGUUCGCCCGUCACCCGGCCCUGCGGCGACUCACUCGCCCCCCGAGCCCCGCCCGCACUCGAGCCGCGAGCCUAGCCCCCCCCACAUCGAUCUCAACAUGAACAAGUGCCACAUAGACGACGCCAGCGAGGAGUUGAAACAAUAUUAA